Messenger RNA from Triticum urartu, 2113 nucleotides. RefSeq lists its product as uncharacterized. NCBI's taxonomy places the organism in Eukaryota, Viridiplantae, Streptophyta, Magnoliopsida, Poales, Poaceae. The record is from RefSeq and is a predicted model, not a curated record. Gene Ontology annotation, molecular function: protein binding.
AUGAACUCUGGGCCGUAUCCGUCCUUCCGAUAAAAAUCAAAUCGGAGGCGAGGGAGGGACGAGGAGGAAAAGGAAAAGGCUGACGACGGGAAAAAAAUUUGACGGAGGAGGGCGUGGGGGAGGGAACCUACCAGCCUGAGACGGCACCACCACCGCCGGCGGCUUCCUCGCGAGAGAGCACGGCACGGUGCAGAGGGCUGGGGCGCAUGGCGGGCGGAUCAGACGGCCCCGACGUGUCGGCCGGCGGCGAGAUCUGGGGCACGCUGGAGGAGCUGCUGCUGGCGUUCGCCGUGUGCCGGCACGGCACGGCCAGCUGGGACUCGGUGGCCACGGAGGUGCAGGCGCGGUGCCCGCUCGCCGCCCGCCCCCGCCUCACGCCCGGCAGCUGCCGCCUCCGCUUCCACCAGCUCCACCGACGCUUCUCCGCCGGCGGCGGGGCGGAGGAGGAGGAGCAGGAGGAGGGGGAGGUCGGCCCUGAGGCCGAGGCCGAGGCCUCCGCCGCCGACGGGUGGCUGGACGAGCUCCGGCGCCUCCGCGUCGCCGAGCUCCGGCGCGAGGUCGAGCGAUGCGAUCUCUCCAUCGGGACGUUGCAGAGCAAGGUGGAGCUGAUGAAGGAGGAGCGGGAGCGGAGCCUGUCGAGCGGCGAGGCGAAGCCGGAGGGGGUGACCCGCGACGAGAACGUGUCGAGCGAGGAGCCCGGGCGGUCGUGCCGGGAGUCCAACUCCACAGAUCUGAAGCGCCCCGGCGCCGCCGCCAAGGCGGCGGAGGAGGCGGCCAAGGAGGAGCUGUCCGGGGAGUCCAAGGAGAGCGCGGUGAGCCUGCAGUGCCGGCGGCGGAAGGCGAGCGCCGACGAGGAGGCCGACGAGCCGCUGGCCGCCCUGCUCGACAGGGUCGCCGCCAGGUUCGGCCCCGUGUUCGACCAGCUACAGGAGAGCCAGGAGAGCGAGUCGUACCGGGGCACGAUCAGGCGGCACGUGGACCUGGAGGCCAUGCGCCGGAAGCUGGACGGCGCGGCGGGCUACGCCAGCAGCGCCGAGCUCUACCGCGACCUGCUGCUGCUCUGCGCCAACGCCGCCGUCUACCUCCCGCGCCACGCGCCCGACCACGCCGCCGCCGCGCUCAACGCCCUCCGCCUCGUCUCCGCGCAGGUCUCCGCCUCGCUCCGCGAGGCCCCGGCCAAGCGGGAGCCGCCGAGCGGCGCUAAUCCCCCACCUGCGCCGGCGGCGGGGCCGGACUCGCGGAGGGCCGAGGCCGACAUCGUCGGGCCGCUGAUCCAGAAGGCUGCCAAGCCGCUCAUCUUCUGCCGCAAGAGGAGCUCCAUCGCCAAGGCUGCCGCGGCGGCGGCCGUCGCGAGGAAGGAGGAGGCCGCGGAGAAGCGGGACGUUGAGGAGGAGGCGGAGAGCGACGGCGAGAAGAAGGCCGCCCUGGCCGCGGCGGCCAAGGGCAAGGCGUGGGGCACUGGGACGAAGAAGACCCGGGGACCCGGCAAGAACUCCGCUCUGAGCCGCAAGAAGGCGGCGGCAGCUGCGGAGGAAGCGGCUGCGGCUGCGGCGGCGGCUGACAAGAAGGACAACGGGGACUCGGACGGGGCGGCCGCCGGUGGGCUGCCCAAGAAGCGGAUCGCCGUGGACUUCCUGAAGCGGCUGAACCAGGGCAAGUCGUCGCCCCCGAAGAAGAGAGGGUCGCCGCUGACGAAGCGGAAGCGGUCGGCGCCGGCGCCGGAGGAGGAGGAGGAGGAGCCCAAGGCCAGGAGGGGGGCAGGCAGGAAGAAUACCGGCCGCGGUGGCUCCAAGGCAGGAGCCAAGGCUAGCGCGACGAAGAAAAGCGUCGGGCGGCCACAGAAACGGGGCGCUGCUCCGGCGACGCCGCCGCCGGCAAAGAGGGCCAAGGUGAACAGGUCGGAGAGGUCCUCGUCGUCGUCGAGGCGAGGAGGAAGGAAGUAGUCGCAAGCUAGAUGUAGCCGGUAGAGCUUACGUAGUAGUAUUAGGAAGUGUGUGAUAGCUUCAGCUGUGUGUAAAUCAUGUAGUGUGCUUGCACUGUUAGGACACUCACCACUGAACUGACGACAUGUUGUAAUCGGACUGACAGAUCGAACGACGUCCCUCUCUCUCUC